AUGCUAGUUCCAAGGGAGGUCCACAUCGUAAAUCGAUGCGAACCAAUCAAGUUGAGUCUAAUAGAGAGAGCUAAUCCGGAGAGGGGAGCGCGCGUUGAGCUGGCGUUCUGGAGGGACGGGCACGGUGGGGAGGGGGAAGGUGGUGAGGGGAAGGUGGGGAGGGGGAAGGUGGGGAGGCGAAGGUCGCGGCGCUGCCCUUCCCCGCGACGAACGAUGCGCCGGUGCCAGGUGAGGUGGACGAGGGGGGUGCGGGGAGGGGAGGGUGAGGUGGGGAGGGGGGAGGUGGUGGGUGGAGGGCGCAGUGGGGAGGGGGAGGUGGUGGGGGGAGGGCGCAGUGGGGAGAAGGGAAGGUGGGAGGGGAGGGCGCAGUGGGGAAGGUGGAGGCUGCCGCGCGCACCUCGGGGAGAGAGAGGGGCCAAGCUGAGGUGCUGCGCGGAGAUAGAAGCACAGCGGGCAGCGCUGCCAGUGGUGGCGGGGGAGGGUGAAGGGGUGGAGGCCGCGGGGAGCAGCAGUGCUGUGUGCGGCGAGACGGGGUCGGGAAAACAAUCAGUAUCAAAGAAGUUCCGCAGGUGCUGUGGUGUGGGGGAAAGGGCAGGUGUGCGUGGUGUGGGGGAAAGGGCAGGUGUGCGUGGUGUGGGGGAAAGGGCAGGUGCGUGUGGUGUGGGGGAAAGGGCAGGUGUGCGUGGUGUGGGGAAGGGCCAGGUGCUUGGGACUGUUUCAGCACUCACGGGCCUCGAGCUUUGGGAGCUUGACAAAAGGCUCGCUAAGCUGAAGAGACCGGGCUGGACAAGGGUUGGCUUGUCAUCAUACAGCUAA
Closterium sp. NIES-65 is the source of this 816-nucleotide messenger RNA. The record is from the annotation of a GenBank genome assembly. Lineage: Eukaryota; Viridiplantae; Streptophyta; Zygnematophyceae; Desmidiales; Closteriaceae.